This is a messenger RNA of Lodderomyces margitis, 2739 nucleotides long. RefSeq names its product Psy2p (gene PSY2). The transcript has a single exon. Gene Ontology annotation, biological process: protein dephosphorylation; DNA damage response. NCBI's taxonomy places the organism in Eukaryota, Fungi, Ascomycota, Pichiomycetes, Serinales, Debaryomycetaceae. The record is from RefSeq and is a predicted model, not a curated record. Gene Ontology annotation, cellular component: protein phosphatase 4 complex; nucleoplasm. The coding region runs from base 1 to 2739 and encodes 912 amino acids. Gene Ontology annotation, molecular function: protein phosphatase activator activity.
AUGGAACAACAAGAGGCAGAGGAAAAUGAGUAUCUAACUCCCAUAACGCAGUCGAAGAAGGAGGAGUUACUACGACUUGAAUCUGCAGGUAAAACGCCAAGAAGAGUCAAAGUAUAUUUACUAAAUGGAGAUGACUGGAUAGAUAAUGGAACCGGGUUUUGCGUCGGAGAGAUUGAUGAAGAGACCAAGAUGCCUUACUUUCUAGUGCGAAAAGAAUCGAAAAUGGAUGAAAUAAUUCUCAAAUCUAAUCUAGAGGGGAGCAUUCAGUACCAGCGACAGCAGGAUACUCUUAUUGUUUGGACCGACCCUUCUGGAUCGGAUCUAGCCUUGUCGUUUCAGGAAACAGAAGGCUGCGCCGAUUUGUGCGACUUCAUCAUCAAGGUGCAACAGGGGAACUACAGUCCCAACAUAUCAUUGUAUUAUGUUAUUUCCAGACUAGCUGAAGGAGAUGAUAUUACUGAACUAAUCACUGGCCCAAUUCGAUACCCAACCACGCUACCGAAUGAGGGGAAUUUGGAACGUGUUCUAGAAAGUUUAAUUCAAGGAGCCAAUUCGCAAUUUACAAGAACCAAUAUUCUGGACUACUUGGUAGAGAGCAAGUACUUUGAGAAGCUUAUGAAAAUUUUUGAAAUUGCUGAGUCUAGUGGUAACACCACUGCCUUACAUGAUUUGAGUAGCAUAACGAAGGUGAUGAUAUCAUAUAAUGAGCCGUCAUUACUUGAGGAAAUGCUAUCGUCUGAAAGAAAUAUAUAUAUACUUGCAGGCAUCUUGGAGUAUGAUUCUAACUCACCCGGAUCCAAACCUGAGCAUAGGGCACUUUUGGAGAAUCGGUUGUUUAAAACUGUGAUUCCGGUAAACGAGCUGGAAAUUUUCAAGAGAGAUCACUCCUUAACUGUUUUAAAAGAAGUUGUAUUGACGAGAUUCCUUGAUGAUCAAACCGCAAGCGAGUUCAACUCGCUAAUACAUGCAAACCAAAUCAAGGUUUUGGAGUACUUGAAAAGUGCUGGAGUACUCGAGAAAUUGUUUAAUAUUUACGAAGACGAGGUCGAUGUUGAACUUAAACGUGAUGGGGUGAAAAUGCUACAUCAAUAUGUACUAAUUGCCAAAUCAAUUCAAAAACAUGAUUUUUUUGCACUGGUUGUCAAGUCAGGGCUAUUUGCGAUGGUUAAAUUUGCGUUAAGUGAUUCCGAGGAUAGGAUACGAAUAUUGGGUACUGAGUUAAUUGUUACCAUCAUAGAGCAAAAUCUCGCUUCGACGAGCUCAAGUGCAACAGAGCAAGCAAUUGAUAAUUCAGAGCCCCCGAUCCGGCCAUACUUGGACGAGAAUAACCCUAAUAAUACCCUCGGAAAUGGAUCGAAUGAAAAAGAGGAAAUUCCAGAGAACAAGUCUGGAUUAAUUGCAUUUGGUGUUAGUUUUUUGUCGACUUUAUGUGACAUAAUAGCCGACGACGAGCACAUAGGGUUGAAGUAUCAGGCGUUUGAAGCAUUGAAAACGCUACUAGACCAAAGCAUGCUAGAAAAUGUGGGAGACACAUUCCUGGAGCAACUCACAUACAAACUGCAAGUGGAAGAGAGAAGUUUAAGCCAAAAGGAUACCGAGGGGUCUAUUGAGGAUAAAGUUGACGGAGCAAACAGGUGUAAUCAGUUGAAAGCUUUCUAUAUGAAAGUGGCACCAAGAUUGUUUGCAAAAUUGACCGCAAUCGGUGGUUCUAGCGGACCGGUUGAGCCAAUAACACGAGCAGACUCAACAUUGUUUCUGCUACUUUGCGAGUUUAUCAUAUUUGGCGCAAGUGAGCGCGACAUUGCAGACUUUAAGAAAUUCAUUAUUGAAUGUAAAGUUUUGAAAGGAAUGGUUUCGCUAUUAAACUUUGAGUGCAAAAAAGUUUUGAGACUCCACGUUGUGAGAUGUUUGAGAAGCAUUGUUUUACUCAAUGAUGAUGAGUUAACUGAUUACUUGUUAGAAAAUGAUAUCCUCGGAGGUUUAUUUCUGUAUUUUGAAUCAGUCUCAAAUCAAAAUGACAUGUGCAAUUCAGCAUGUUUAGACUUUUUGAAUAUAAUUCGAACCCAAAGCGAUGCAAAAAACUUUGGAAAGAGGAGGAACUUUAAGUUGAUUGCCGAAUUUUUAAGUAAACACCAUGGCCAACUCUUACAAUCUGUAUCAUGCAUGAUGAUUGGACCCAAUUUAGCUACCCUUGUCGAAAACAACUUCAAUGAAACUGAGAGCUUGACUUUGGGAAUAUGUGGAGAGACAAAUCUUGAGCAGCUAGGAAUGCACGAAAGUUUUAUGCGUAAUGGGUUCAAGUGCCAUGAGGAUAUUGAAGAAUUGAGUUUGGGAAAUAUCCAUCGUGAUGCCUCGAAAAGUUCUGGUGAUGACUUGUUGUGUGUUGUUUCAUCACGCAAUGGAAGACGCAAAUCAAAAGAGGGACCAGAUGAGGAAGAUGCUAAUGCUGAGCAUAAGUCAUAUACAAAUAGUUCAAAAAUUGGAGACAAAAGACCGCGGGAUCAGCAUCAAACGUCGGAUAUAACAAUUACAAGUGUGACAAAACGAAGAAGCUAUAUUGAAACGAAAGAAGAAAACUGUCUUGAGGAACGCCUCGCAGAAAAGACAUCGACUUCUCGUGUGCAUGAUUCAUCUCCGAAGGAUAUUCACAAACCCGAUGGCUCUGCGGAUAAAAAAGAGCUUGCGACUGUCCAGGGAACACUAAUUGAAGCUAGUGGACAUGGAGGACGCGAUGGUUGA